Molecule: messenger RNA, 2201 nt
Organism: Toxoplasma gondii ME49
Lineage: Eukaryota; Apicomplexa; Conoidasida; Eucoccidiorida; Sarcocystidae
Exons: 10
Coding region: 1027-1791 (254 amino acids)
Source: RefSeq, a predicted model, not a curated record
UCUCUGUCACUGCAGUGGGUGACUGUCUCUUUCGUUGCCCGACGUAUGUUGCCGAGAGUGUUAAGUGUCUGGAACCCAGCUGCACAGACUUAACCAAGCGAAUGCCUGUAUUUUUUUUCGCGGUUUGCAAAAACAGUGUGAUGUGGGAGGAAACCACACACUUCCCUAGCUUGCAAUCGCGGCUUUUUUUUCACUAUUGCACGAGGAAACGGCGAGCCGCUAUAUCACCUGCUGUGGUGAAAGUAACUGCACCGCUCCUCUCACUGGUCAAGCUGUCCGCGCCUCUACGUCGGAAGAGGAACCCUCUUCUCAAGUAACUGCUUUCCUUCUUGUCUCUCCACGCCUAGAGUGACUAUUGCCCUCUAUCGGCGUUCGUUUCACAUCUUCGGAGCUGCUUUACUCUCUCCUCGUCCUUGUCUCGCGUUUGAUUUUCUAAGUCGGUGCGCGAGAACGGCGUUCCGUGUACGUACCUUCAUUGUUUAAGUCUAUGAUUUCUCUCGACUUCUGGCGCCAACGUAACGCCCCUUCUGUUUCCCUCAUUUGCGCGUUGCUCCAGUCCUCAUAAAGUCACAAAAUCUGUCAACCAGGGUCAGCUGUGAAUAUCGUCCUGGUCGCUGUCAGAGCACGUUCUGUUUCCCCCGUUUCUCGGCCUUCGUGCAUUGCUUCUGCUUGAUGUGCUUUCUGCGCGGCUCGUCUCGUGUUUAAAGCGUGUCUGUGUAGUCCAUUUCCAUUUCAGGUGGUUGCCACGGGUACUGGUCAUGCACCAUGCGCUCAUCACAUUUCAUGAAAAUUCCACUUGAGAGUAAAAAACCGCGAGUCUGCGAUGAUUUUGACGGGUUUUUAUGUAGAUGUGACACUUGGUUCAUGGAUGCAAUUUCGCCCAUCCUCACUCUCACCAGUAGAUCUAUAGCAUAAAGCAGUUCCACGUGAAGCGCUGUUUCGGACGGAGGUCUACCACCGGCGCAACAACAGUACGGAGCCUGCAACGAAAAGAGGAACUCUACCAAGGGAGUGUACUCUUUAGAAAUGGCGGCUUCAAGAACCCCAUCCAAUCCCACGCCGUACUCUGCGGAGCUCCAGACGUUCCUUAUCACCAAGUUUGAUCCACUAUUGGCUAUCGUCCGCGAGCUGAACGACCGACUGCAGAAUUCCGAGAAAGAACGUUAUCGUCUGGAGAGGCGAACCCAGCGUCUAGAGAGCCAAUUUCUGGCGCUGGCGGAAUCAGUGGAAAAGGGAAAGCCCCUUGAAAAGAGCGGGCUCGACGACGAAGACACACUCACUGUGCCCCGCGACGCGGUGAAAUCUGAGGAGGCCCUUGUGGCCCCAUGGCUUUUCUCUUGCCAGACUGGCACACCCACCUCGGCUCUUCAGGUGCUCCUUGAGUUCACGCCGGACACUACAGAGGAGCUGGAUGUAAAGCUCUGGAAAAGAGAAGAAGAUAUGUGGAUCAUGUUCCUUGAAGAACUCCCUGACGCCUUCGCGGUGCACAAGCCCGAGAGCCUGCAGCUUCUUGACCUCCGCCGCGCGGCCCGUAGAGCUUUAUUGGAAUUAUGCCGUGGAGAGGCUCUGUUCAUUUUGCGGAACGUCCCGGGAAAGGCAGAAGCCAGCUCCUGUCCGGCAGCAAUCACCCUGGUUGCUAUUUUGGCGGCAGCACUCUCGGAAGCCUGGAGGAGGGUCGAAGCAGCGGAGCCCGCCACGCUUGGUCGAGUGGCCCUUGUUCUUGAAGGCUCAGCCAUUGGCUCGAGACUCCGUGCUGGUCGCAACCGGUUACACAUUGAGCCUCUCAACUGAAUGCAAGAGUCUGCUUCUUGCAUACUGUGGCUAUCACUGCAGCUCGACCAAGCGAGGACUCACUAUCAGUUAUCUGUUAAGAAUUGCCACAACCCCCAGUGUGGGGCUUUCCUGUCCACGUGGACAAACCGGCAAGUAUUUUGGAAAACGCUUUCCACGGCCUAUGCACAUUUAUUCGCUCGUGGAACUCCAGUUUUCAAGUUUUUGAUUUAUCCCGUGUACCCCAUUAGUAAAAUCCUACACGGACAGCUCUCGUGGUCGUAAUCGUUUCUCACAUCUCGAGUGUGUGUGGUGCUAUGCUUGUGGCAAGAAGGCACCGGUUCGCUCUGUACAGCCCGAAGCCAGUCGUCAAAACGCAGCACCAAUGCUGCCACCGUGGGGAUAGCCCAUCAGGCAGAUCUUCUGGGGCU